Bipolaris victoriae FI3 is the source of this 6312-nucleotide messenger RNA. RefSeq lists its product as hypothetical. Gene Ontology annotation, molecular function: phosphopantetheine binding; catalytic activity. Gene Ontology annotation, biological process: amino acid activation for nonribosomal peptide biosynthetic process; secondary metabolite biosynthetic process. The record is from RefSeq and is a predicted model, not a curated record. NCBI's taxonomy places the organism in Eukaryota, Fungi, Ascomycota, Dothideomycetes, Pleosporales, Pleosporaceae. The transcript is spliced from 4 exons. The coding region runs from base 1 to 6312 and encodes 2103 amino acids. Gene Ontology annotation, cellular component: cytoplasm.
AUGACCGUAACGCAUAUUCAAGCUCUCAAUCUAUGUGAGCUAUUCUCACGUGCAGUACAACUUACACCAAAUCAUGUCGCCGUCGAACAUGAAGAAGCAACUCUCACAUAUCAGGAGCUGGACUCUGUGUCAGGUGCUCUUGCUUCACAUCUGGUGGAGCUAAAGGUUGGACCCACAUCCAAAGUGCCACUUCUGACCUCGCUGGGUGCAUGGAAUGUGGUUGCUAUACUUGGAAUUCUGAAAACAGGGGCGUGCUAUGUUCCACUGGAUCGGACCACUUGGUCAAGGGAUCGGAUCGACCAAGUUCUCAAAGUGAUUGACAGCAAAGUAAUCGUCAAUACAACAACGGAGUCAUUAAACAUGACUGACGGACACGAGGUACACCUCGGGGAUGCUACCUUGGUGCGAGCGCUACGAGCGCACAAAGUUUCAUUCUCAAGACAAGAACAGAUUGAAGAAGACGACCUGGCAUGUAUAAUAUUUACCAGCGGUAGCACGGGGAAACCAAAAGGUGUCAUGAUUCGGCAUUGUUCAGUGGCAAACUAUGCACAGACGAGUCCCUUCAACAUGGAUGUUGAGGCUGGCGACCGGGUUCUCCAUAUUCUUUCCGCAGCUUUCGAUGCGUCAACUGGUAUGCUUUUCUCCAUUCUGGGAAACUCGGGUACUGUCAUUCCGGCAUGUAUAGAUUCAUUGCACGAGAAGGCGACGACGUGCACAAUACUUGCGUCAACACCGUCCAUUCUCGCCACACUGCUCGUUCCCACGGCAACUUUGAAUCCGUACAAGCUGGUGCGGACAAUCCUCCUAGGCGGCGAAACGCCACCACAACAUUUACUAGCACCGUGGCUUGCACAGUCAGUCCGGAUACUGAAUGCAUAUGGUCCCACAGAAACCAUGUGUGCAUCGUUGAUGCAGGAAGUGGAAGUAUGCACACGCACAAAUUCCAUUCGCAAUGCCAUUAUUGGACGUGCCAUGGCGCACUGUCCGGCAUACCUGGUAGACCCAACUACAAUGGAAGCAAUCGAGGAUAGUGAUGAAGCGGAGGGAGAGAUCUUCAUCUCGGGUUGUGGACUUGCUCGUGGCUACUACAAUGACCCGGACAGGACAGCAGCGUCAUUUAUCCAGUGGAAUGGGGUACGCGUAUAUCGCACUGGUGAUUAUGCGCGCUGGACAAGAAGGAAUGAUGGGGCUCGCGUCAUGGAGUUUCGUGGACGCAGCGACCGUACUGUCAAGAAUCGUGGUUUCUUGGUGAACCUCGAGAACGAUGUGGAAAGACCAAUAGCGCAGAUGCAAGGACUAGGCGUGACAAAUGUAUGCGCAACCAUGGUGCAGGGCCAUCUGGCGGCGGUAGUGACGCCGCAAUGCGUCGACGUGACAUUGCUCCAUCAAAAGUUGCGUAGCACGCUGUCAGCCUUCCACGUACCGGACCACAUGGAAGCUGUGGAUGAGUUGCCACUGUCAGCGAACGGCAAAGUGGACCUGAAGGCGGUAGCGGCGAUGGUUGAAUUGCACCUGUCAAGUUCAGGUGGGCUUGAUGACAGUAGCAGUACGGAGGUGGGGGAGACGAAGGGGAACGUCAGUCGUGCUGCUAAGAUGGCUCAGUGCAUGAAAGAGGCGCUUGGGCUCAGUCAACAACACUGCCUAGAAGGAAGCUCCGACUUUUUCGAGCUAGGCGGCAAUUCACUCAAGGUGCUCAAGUUGUCGACGCUGUGUCGCAGCCAUGGCUUGAUGUUGAUGCCCAAGGACGUGUAUUUUGGGAAGACGCUGGCUGCUCUGGUUGCGCGUGCCACGUCUCUGGACGGCGAAAUUGGCGACAAUGGCAGGGUUGGACUGACGGGCGAAGAAGGGCAACAGCAACAACAAGAGCAAGCCGAUAUGCGUGUGAGUGUAGCGAAAGCCAUGGGCGUCGAGGUGGGUGAGAUUGAAGCUGUCGGACCACUGACGACGUUGCAACUGGAGCUCGUGUCGUCGACCAUGGCGUGCGAGGGCAAGAACACGGUCCAAGUGCGCCGUUUCUACGAGGCAAAGCAUGCGGCCAUGUUGCGCUCUGCAUGGCAUCGUGUGUGCGACAUUGAGCCGUUGUUUCGCACAGAGAUUGUUCUGCAUCUGCCGUGCGGGCCGGUACAAGUGCAGCGAUCACGUGCUUCACCGUGCAAGCAGCAGCUAGUGGAGCGUGUCUUCUGCGAGCGCCAGGCAUACGAGUGCGCAGUGUCGGCAGCCAGCCUCAGUGUUGGGCUUGGACAGCGCCUGGACAUGUUCAGCUAUCGGCCCCAGUCGCAUGCAGAUGCAGAUGCAGAUGCAGAUGCAGAUGCAGAUACAGAUGCCGAUGCCGAGACGACGUUGAUCUGGACCAUCCACCACGCACUCAUCGACGGCUUCUCCCAAGCACUCGUCUUUGCCCAGGCGGAACGGGCCGUGCGGGGCGAAGCGCUUGUGCCCAGUGCCUCCUUCAUCCAUGCCGCUGCGGUGCUUCGUCAACUCCACCAAGCCCGCGACGCCGACGCUCGCGCUUUUUGGACUUCUCAUCUCAAAGGCGUCACCCCUCGAACUCCGGGAGUGCGGCCCACAGGCCGUGGCCAACCCGCUUCCAUUGCCCCCAGCGUCCGCGCGACCGAACUCUUCUUCUCCCUGCCUGCGCCCGACGCUGCCCAUAUCGUGUCUUUUGCACGAGCCCAUCGCACCACAGUCGCCACGCUGCACUAUGUCGCAUGGGCGCUUGCUCACGCUUCGCUCUCCCAGAGCCCCACCGUCGUCGUCGGUGUUGUCGUGUCCGGCCGCGAGACACAACCCUACUUCCAACAUGUUGUUGGUCCCACCAUGGCGACACUUCCACUCGUCGUACGACUUGGCCAUGGCACCCCACCUCCGCUGCAACAGCUGCUCGACUCCACCAUGACCAGCCUUUUACACAUGGCCGAAUUUGCAUGGUCGACGCCUGACCAGAUCUCGCCUGACUGGCGAGUGAGCAAUGUCCUGGCCGAGCAGCAUGGCUUUUGUGCACACACUCAUCAAGUAGCCCAGCUGAGGCCCUCACAAGCCUUUGACAACACGGCUUUUCCACUCAACCUCCUAGCUGAUGGUGAUGCCACAUUUCGCAUCGUCUUCGACAUCAAGGUCCAUUCCAUCGCCGCUGUGAGUAGGCUGAGAGACGGCUUCAUGCGCGCACUACAAGCCCUUCUGCGUGAUGAUAUUGCGACAUGCUUGCCGAAUCCACAACAGAAAUUGGGACAGCCUGACAAGACCAUGUCAUCGCUACACAAUACACUGACACAAUUUGCCCGAGGGCCUCCACAGACGGUAAAAAUGGCCCUCGAACGCUCUGCCAUCGAGCACGCCGAUCUAGUGGCGCUCGAAAGCAUGACCGUUAAGCUCACAUAUGCUGAGCUCAACUGCCAAGCUGAAAUAGUCGCGCACCACAUACGCCAAUGUAUGCCUGGUGCCCGUGUCGUCGCCAUUCAUGCCGAUGGCUCUUUGAAUUGGAUCAUUGGCAUUUUCGCCAUUCUCAAAGCCGGCUGUGCCUACUGUCCCCUAGAUCCGGCCUAUCCUCUCCAACGUCGAGCUACAGUCUACAAACAGAGUAGUGCCGCAGGACUGCUGCUACCAUGUCGCGAUCAGGGGCACGAGAUUCCGGUACCGGGACGCGACCCAGUCAUAGUUGUCGAUGAUGUGCGUGCACAGGCUGUCCCCCAGGACAUGCAAUAUCCAACUUCGCUUCAUGAUGAUCAAAGUAAGCUCCAGCAAAGCGAGGCCCUUAUUGUCUUCACUUCAGGCACGACCGGCGAACCCAAAGGCGUCCCUAUCAGUAACCGGGGAUUGUUAGCUCUGCAGUCAAAUCGCGAAGCCACCAUGUUCAGUCAGCCUGGUCGGCGUAUUGCCCAAGUCAUGUCUCCUGCCUUUGACUAUUGUGCUAACGAGAUCUUGUCGGCUUUGCUGCACGGUGGGACUCUGGUUCUAAAAAACCCGAAUGAUUCCCUCGCACAUCUGAGUCGAGUCGAUGCUGCAACAUUCACCCCUUCUAUGAUGGCGGUGUUGGAUCCAGACCAGUACCCGAACCUGCGUAUCAUUUACGCAACGGGAGAGCCAGUCGCUCCAGGUUUAGUAGAUCUAUGGGCACCUGGAAGGUUGUUUUAUAAUGCAUACGGACCCGCUGAAUGUUCAAUCUGCACAUCUUUCACGCGCUUGACACCAGGAUCUGCUGUAACCAUAGGGCGUCCUAUUCGCACCGCGCGCAUGUAUCUGCUGGAUGACAACCUUGACCAAAUUGUCGAACCCGGCGUUGUGGGCGAAAUUUUUCUUGCGGGUAUACAGGUCAUGCCGGGCUACAUCAAUGCACCGCAAAAGUCCGCACGAUGCAUUCUACCAGAUCCCUGGCACAAGGGCGAGCGCAUGUACCGCACUGGCGACUAUGGUACAUAUACAGCGAACGGUUGCAUUACGUAUAUUGGUCGAGUCGACCGUCAAAUCAAGCUGCGUGGCUACCGCAUCGAGUUGGCCGCUAUCGAACAAAAGAUAUAUCAAUUGGACCCAAGCAUCAUGUUAGCGACGGUACUAGUUGCAAAUGAUACCUUGGUGGCUUUUGUAAAGCCUGCAGCAGUCAAUAUCGAAAGUCUUUCACAGCGAUUGAAGGAGAAUCUGCAGCCUACCUGGGUCCCGCACACCAUCAUUCCAAUUGACGACAUGCCUAUGACGGCAAAUGGUAAGGUCAACUCCAAGGCUCUUGAGGCCAUGGCUGUGGAUGCGAGAAAGCGAAGGGUCCCCAAUACCAAUGACAAGGGGAGUGUACUGGAAGACAAUAUACAACGACGUAUCGCACAAGAGUGGAAGGCAGUCUUGAACAUCGACAGAAACGAAGAGCCCUCUUCUUGUGAAGAUUUCUUAAGUCUUGGUGGCCAUUCUGUACUCCAGAUGCUGCUUGCCGUAAGACUUUCCAAGAUAUUCGGCGUCGCAAUAUCGACCAGUGAUGUGAUUCGAAGUCCCACGAUACGGGGCCAGGCAAGCAUUAUCCGGAGCAGAACCGGCAGUAAGUUGCAUGAAGUCCAGCCACUAGGCAAGAACGAACUUUCGCCGCUAGAGGUGCAAAUGUGGAGGUCACAUCACGCCGCUACAUCUGCAACAACAUUCAACAUACCGGUAUUACUGCAGCUUUCCGGCUCGUUUGAUCGAUGCAAGUUUAUCACCGCUCUGAACAAUGUUCUGAGAUCACGCGACAUAUUGCGCUCCAACUUCACCCCAUCGGAUUGUGGGCCGAUACGUACUUUGAGAUCUGUUCCCCCACGCGUUCUCGAAGUCAGAGUACUUGAUAUCUCUAGCGAGAUCAAUAUUCCUUUCGACCUAGCGCACGACGAAUUGAUCCGUGUCUUGUUUCAUCGUGAGAGCGAUACAUUACUGAUAGUCGCAAGUCACGCCAUUACUGACCUAAAUAGUAUUCAGAGCGUAUUGCGCGAGACAUCUUCUGUGUAUGCGACAAAUCUCUUACCAACCCCGCGCAUGCGCUAUCUUAAUGCCCCAGGCUGGUCACGUCCCGUUCAAACCAGUGAUAUGACAUUUUGGUCAAAGUACCUGAGCAAUACGCCUCCACGUUUGGACACAUUACUCAAACUUCCGGCCCCUUCACCCAAACAUGUCUUCGAAGGGACUUCUCGGUUCCAAACCUUCCAUGGCUCCCUCGUAAAAAAACUCACGAAGCUGCUUCCAGUCUACGGUAUCACUCACCACCAUCUCGCCAUUACAGUCGCCGCACAAGCACUCCAAUGGCUAACCGACACCAACGACGUCAUUCUCGGGUGUCCCUUCCAAAACCGCGUUGGCGACUUGGAACAAGAGUCCGUGGGUCUGUUCCUCGACCGUCUGCCAGUUCGCAUACAGACUCCAUCUCCGACAACGACCACGAAAGACUUGCUAAGAGCGACUCGCGACACCAGUCAGCAGGCUAUUGCCGCGGCUUUGCCAUUCCGUAAUAUCCUCUCAGCUUUGGGGAUAGAAGCGAACGAUCCAUUGUCUCCUUGCAGCCAUCCCAUCUUCCAAGCAAUGGUCACUUUUCAUCUCAAAGAUGCCGUCGAAUCAUGCUUGAAUAUUCCUGGAUGCGAUGUUCGUCGUCCACCACCCAUGGAAUGCUGGGCGAGCGGCAGUAAAUUCCUGUUGAUGUUUGAAUGGACGGAAAUAAGCGCCGAUACCUGGGUGCUCAGGAUAGAGUAUGAUUGUCACAGAAUUGAGCUGAAGAUGAUCCAGAAAUUGGAGCGCGCAGUUGAUAACAUCUUAUUAGGACUAUCCGAAGGCAAAACUAGAGAGAGUAUCUUUAAGAUGUUAUUGUAA